GUUACAAAGUACACAACAGAAAUGAGGAGCUAAAAGCCUAAAUCCACCUACAAUCCCUAUUUAUACGAGCUAAAAUCUUUUGUAUAUAUAUAUAGCAAAUUAACUACCUCAGCUAUUUGCAUGUAACAGAACCGUAACAGACUCCAAUUACAACAAAUUCCAUUAUCUACAUUUACAUUGCAUUUUCACAAAUCCACAAAACAAACCCACCUAUACCUAUCUUUAUUUCAUGAUCUCUCUUUCUUUCUAGUCAAACAAUGGAUGUGAAUUUUGAGCCCCAAAGAGGAAGAUCAUUCUCUAUUGAAGUGGGUUUCUUUGAUACUAUCUUAGAGAUCAAAGAAAAGGUCAAAAAAUACCAAGGCAUACCCGUGUCCAAACAAACCUUAAUCUUCAAUGGCAAUGUCCUCAAAGACGACCUCAACGUUGAACACACCGAAAUCCUCCAAAACUCGCACAUUCAACUCAUGAUCGCCGCCUCGGAAUCUGACAAAUCUGCCGAGAACUCAUCAUCCCUCUCCAAGAAAAUCCAGCUCAACGUGAAAAUCCCCACGUACAAAAUGCACGUUCCUCUAGAAAUGGAGGUAACCGACACGGUUGGAAAGUUGAAGGAAAAGAUUCAAGAAAUGGAGGCUGUCCCAGUUAACCGUUUGAUGAUUCAUUCGAGUGGUGCGGAGUUACAAGACCACAGGUCUUUAUGUGAAUGCGAGAUUUCGGAGAAUUCGGAUAUUGAUGUCAGUUUUAGGCCUUCACCAACAGCAGCUUCACCGGCUGCAAUGGCAGCAUUGUCACCGUCGCCAGGGCCGGGGCCGGGGCCGGGGCUGGGGCCAACGACGUUGUUGGGGUCCAAGAAAUUGAAGCUGCUGGUAUUGCCGAAAUGCGGGACGAAGAAGAUUCCGGUGGAGAUGAAUGCAUCGGAUAAUGUUGGGGAAUUGAGGAAGGAGCUGCAGAAGUUGCAAGAGAAGCUACAGUUUAGUCUUCCACAAGAGGGUUAUUUCUUCAUUUACAAGCAGAAUGUGAUGGAUGAUGAUAGGUCCUUUCGGUGGCACCAUGUUGGGCAAGGUGACACAAUAGAGGUCUUCAAUGGGAGUGUCACUGGUGGUUCGUAAGACCUUACCUGCUGGAGAACAAUUGGAGUGGGACAAGCAAAUGAUGGUUUAUACCUGUUACAAUCUGGUGGCAUUC
Molecule: messenger RNA, 1182 nt
Organism: Quercus lobata
Lineage: Eukaryota; Viridiplantae; Streptophyta; Magnoliopsida; Fagales; Fagaceae
Product: ubiquitin domain-containing protein 7SL RNA1-like
Exons: 2
Coding region: 258-1106 (282 amino acids)
Biological process (GO): proteasome-mediated ubiquitin-dependent protein catabolic process
Cellular component (GO): nucleoplasm; cytosol
Molecular function (GO): proteasome binding; polyubiquitin modification-dependent protein binding; ubiquitin binding
Source: RefSeq, a predicted model, not a curated record